Molecule: messenger RNA, 757 nt
Organism: Cimex lectularius (bed bug)
Lineage: Eukaryota; Metazoa; Arthropoda; Insecta; Hemiptera; Cimicidae
Product: adult-specific cuticular protein ACP-20-like
Exons: 2
Coding region: 63-695 (210 amino acids)
Cellular component (GO): extracellular matrix
Source: RefSeq, a predicted model, not a curated record
ACCAGACAUAUAAAAAGGUUAUUCCCGAACACAAUUGCAUCAGUUCAUUUGUCUGGUAGACAAUGUAUAAGAUUAUUCUUGUGGGUUUGGUUGUGGCCGGAGUCAAGGCACAGCACUACGGUGAACACGGUGGACAUCAUGGAGUUGACUACUAUGCUGAGCCGCAUUAUUAUUUCCAGUACGAGGUUAAAGACGACCACACUGGAGAUUUCAAGAGUCACAAGGAAGAACGAAAAGGCGAUCACACCCACGGAGUGUACACCGUGGCACAGCCCGACGGUUCCAAGAGAGUCGUCGAAUACUCUGUCGAAGGGAAGCAUGGUGGAUUCGUACCAAAGGUGCACAGGGACCCGGUAAAACACAUCGACAACAAAGGACACGGGCACGGUGUCUCAGUGGCCAACCAGAAUUUUCACCAAGACGGCGUAUAUGAAGUCAACCAUCCGCACGGAGGAUUCGGUGGCGGGUUUGGAAAUUACCACUCUGGUGGGUUAUCUGACGGGUUUGCCGGACAUUCUGGAGAAUUGUCCGCCGGAUCUUAUGGAAGAUUGAACAACGGAGGCCACAACGACAUAGGAUACAACAACGGAGGAUACAGCAAUGGAGGAGCUUCUUCAAGCGUGUCAUUGUCUACAAACGGAGCUAAAAUCUACACGUCUACGAAACAUUUAGCUCCACAUGGUCAUGGAUAUUAGAACCUGUAUGUAAAAACUAGUCAUUUUUUGCACCAUUUUAUGUAAUAAAACAUUUGUAUUUU